GUUCAGCACUCGGGAUUUGCUUAACUCUUCAACUCUUAUUCAAGGGUGAGACUUUUAGAAUGGCCGUUACAUCAAUGGAUUAUAGAACGUGAGCUUGCACGAAAAUAAAGAGACAGUUUAUACUCGGCGGGAUUUGUUUGGAAAUCCCCGAACUCCGUCGGGGGCCGUUCCUGCGGGAUUUUAGGUACGUAUGUACAUACAUUAGUUGAGUGCUUCGCCCUUUGCUGUCAUUUUAGGGUCGAAAAUAAUUAUUCCUCGGCACCUCGUUCUCUCACAAUGAGUCAGUCCCAAGUGCAUCCAUCUCGAAAGAUCUUGCUGGUGGUUACCACGGGGGGAUUCACACAUGCCGCUCCUGUUUUGGAAAUUGGCCGGGUACUCGCGGAUCGUGGCCACGAAAUUGAAUUUGCAACACUCGAGGGACAAGAGAGUUGGGUGAAACCCGAGUAUGACUUUGUCAACAAGCUUCAUCAGUUAGGCCCCGGACCAACCCCGGAGCAACUCGAUGGUCACUAUCGGCGUAUGCAGGCAUGGGAUAUCUCCAAGGGGGUCGGGCAAGCUAUGGGAUCCAAAUACUUGUUCGAUUCCUUCUGGCCUCAAACCUACCAUCGUCUCAAAGAGAUCAUGGAUGACCCUGCGACUCGACCGGACAUGAUAGUCGCAGAUUUCUUUGUCGAGGCAGCCAACGAUAUUCACUUUGAGUAUAAGUUACCAAUCGCGGUCGUCUGUCCCAAUAUGCCUUCAUUCCAAUUACCCUGUCCAUACAUCCCAGGCCAGCCAGGCUUCCAGCUUCCAGGGACCAUGACAUCCGAGGAUACUCCGAUGUGGCUACGUAUUAUGAACGAGAUCUUCUUCUUCCCGGAUCUUCCAACUAUCAUACGUGCAAGGAAAUGGAGCAAGAAGAUGCGAAGCGAUAAUGGCGUCUUCCAUCCUCCUCACAAGCCUAGCAAACCAGACUAUCUCAUCUUUGUCAAUUCCUUCUUUGGCCUGGAGAUCCCGCGCGACCUACCUCCAACCGCUGUUCCUGUGGGACCUCUCUUAAGCCCGACUUACCCGCCACUAGACCAGGAGUGUGGGGAAUUCCUGGCCAGACAUAAAUCAGUCCUUUAUAUCGCCCUUGGUACUCAUAUCAUCCUGCCCCAUAAGGAUGCUGCGAAGAUAGUGAAGGCCGCAAAUCGUCUCCAAGAGGAUGGAUUAAUUGAUGGUGUGAUCUGGGCUAUGGGCAAGACAUGUCGAGCAGACCUUGACCGCAGCGCAUCCUUCCCAUUCAGAAACGACGAUUCGAAUGAAAUCACCCUGGGAGAUCUACUUGAAAACAAACAUCCGGAUUGGCUCUUCCCAUUUUCGCACCUCAACGUGCUAUCCUCGACAGCGAGUCAACCAAGCUCUACUUCACUCACGGUGGAGGAUCUAGGUCUCUACCAUGGAAAGCCAAUGUUAUCGAUGGGUAUCUUCUCAGACCAAAUCGCCAACACCGCUCGACUGGUCGCAGGAGGUGUCGCCGAGUCUUUGAGUAAACUUGGCUUUACAUCGGAUGAGGUCUACGCCAAAGCCAAGAAGAUUCUCAAAUCAGAAAAUGAGACAUACAGUCAGAACGUGCUACGGCUGCAGCGCAUUGCUCAUGUUGCUGCUCGUCGGAAAUACCAUGCCGCCGAUCUGAUCGAGGAGCUCAUGUACGACAAUGAGCUACGGUUCAAAGACGGCAAGGAAUUACGACCCAUGCACUUGCAGACGGCUGAUAUGCGUAUGUCUGCCUUUAAGGCCAAGAACUGGGAUAUCUACGCUGUCAGUGGAUUGGCUCUAGCUGCGGUUGUGGGAUCGACGUGGUUGGCUGGUCGCUUUGCGUGGCGGUAUCGCGGCCCUGUGAUCGGACAAUUCCGAUCCCUUGCGCUUGCAAGUUGGGAAUCUCUGAAGAAUACUGUCAGCAAAGUAGGGUUUGUCUAA
Messenger RNA from Penicillium samsonianum, 1941 nucleotides. Its product is annotated as glycosyltransferase family 1 protein. The record is from RefSeq and is a predicted model, not a curated record. Lineage: Eukaryota; Fungi; Ascomycota; Eurotiomycetes; Eurotiales; Aspergillaceae. The transcript is spliced from 4 exons. Gene Ontology annotation, molecular function: UDP-glycosyltransferase activity. The coding region runs from base 277 to 1941 and encodes 554 amino acids.